AAGAGCAAAUAUUUGUUGGAAAACUUCUAUAUGGGACAGACACCUUCAUCUCAUUUUUAAACACAGUUGAUUGAGCAAAGUAACAGAGGAGCUACCUAAUAGAAAAUUACAAGAGCUCAUUACUGGAUGACAACAUGAAAACAGGAAUUUACCUGCUUCUCUUAGGUGGAAUAUGUCUUGAAAUCAGCCAGGCUGGCAUCAAUUCUAAAAUUCCCAAAACAAAAAAAGAGAAUAAUUUACUGGAAAGAGAAAAAAAUGUUAGUAUUUCUGAAGAGUGGCACCAGCAUAAAAAUAUCUCCAAGCUUUUUGAAGAACAAGGUCUUGAAGAGUUCACUCUUUACAACUUCACAGAAAAGACUGCAAACUUUGGAUUUAACCUUUACAGAAAAAUUUCAAUGACACAUGAUAACAAUGUAAUCAUCUCUCCCCUUUCUGUAUCAGCUCUCAUGACUGCUUAUACGAUGGCAACCAAAGGAGAAACACGCAGACAAAUAGUAAAAGGUCUAAACCUCCAUGCUUUGAAGGACAGAGUGGAUCACCAUCAUUUACCAGCUUUAUUUAAACAACUAAAAGAUAACAUUACAAUGAAUGAUGAACUUCUCCUUGUGCAAGGUUCUCUUUCUUUUAUUGAAAAGGACUUCAGAUUGAAGGAGUCUUUCCUCAAUUUAUCUAAGCAGUACUUUGACAUGGAAUUCCUCCGAGUGGAUUUCCAAAACUUCACACAGGCAAAAUUUGUCAUAAAUCAAAAUAUUAACAAAAAAACAAAAGGAAAAAUCCCUGAGCUUGUUGAAGAGCUUGACCGCCAUAAUAAACUGCUACUUGUGGACUACAUUGUCUUUAAAGGCAAGUGGGUACAUCCAUUUAAUUCCAAAUUCACAAAAACAGAGACUUUCCACAUAAACAAAUACAGAAGCGUGCAAGUACCCAUGAUGUUCAAGUCAGAUAAAAUUAAUUCAACUUUUGAUGAGAACUUAAGAUGCACUGUGAUAAAGCUACCCUACAAAGGGAAAGCCCACAUGCUGAUAGCCAUCCCAGAAAAGGAGGGAGAUUACAUUUCACUUGAAGACCAUUUGACUACAGAGCUUGUGGAAUCCUGGCUUGGAAACAUGAAGACCAGAAAAGUGGACAUUAUACUGCCAAAAUUCAAACUCGAGCAAAAAUAUAAAAUGAAGAAAUUGCUUCAUGCUCUUGGAAUUAAAAAACUCUUUACACGUACAGCAGAUCUUAGUCAUCUCACAGAUCAAGAAUAUGUAGCAGUUUCACAGGUUGUCCAAAAGACAGUAAUUGAAGUGGAUGAGGAAGGAACUGAGGCCACAGCAGCCAGUGGGUCAGAAAUCACUGCAUUCACAGUACCUCCUGUCAUCAAAGUGGACCGACCAUUCCUUUUUAUGAUUUUUGAAGAAACUUUUAAAACACUGCUGUUCAUUGGCAGGGUAGUUGACCCAACAGAAAUGUGAAUAAAGGUAACAGUUUUUAAUCUGGA
Molecule: messenger RNA, 1483 nt
Organism: Calypte anna (Anna's hummingbird)
Lineage: Eukaryota; Metazoa; Chordata; Aves; Apodiformes; Trochilidae
Gene: SERPINA10
Product: serpin family A member 10
Exons: 5
Coding region: 135-1457 (440 amino acids)
Biological process (GO): blood coagulation; negative regulation of endopeptidase activity
Molecular function (GO): serine-type endopeptidase inhibitor activity
Source: RefSeq, a predicted model, not a curated record